This is a messenger RNA of Oryzias latipes (Japanese medaka), 4848 nucleotides long. It is a transcript of the gene zhx1, whose product is annotated as zinc fingers and homeoboxes 1. Lineage: Eukaryota; Metazoa; Chordata; Actinopteri; Beloniformes; Adrianichthyidae. Gene Ontology annotation, biological process: regulation of transcription by RNA polymerase II. The record is from RefSeq and is a predicted model, not a curated record. Gene Ontology annotation, molecular function: DNA-binding transcription factor activity, RNA polymerase II-specific; DNA binding. Gene Ontology annotation, cellular component: nucleus.
GAAACAUGGGGAUUUAAAAAAAUGAAUCAAUGCAGGAUCUGAACAUUGAUUUGAACUGCAAGUGAAGCUACAGCGUCAGCGGUGUCCUUAAGUAGCUUUUCAUGGCUCCUCGCGGGUCAUGUAAGGACAUUUUGGCUGCCAGCCGGGGUGAGAAGUGUUUACAGUCCUUUGUGUUGACAUUCCAGAGUCUGCUCUUUGUGAGGAAUAUUAUACUAUUAUAACACCGAUCUAACCCCCCAGCUAAUGGUAGAAAUUAAGAUAACUUGUUUAAACACUUAGCAAAAAUGUUUGGAGAGACCAGAAAAGUCGCCGAGGAAUGACGUCAGCACGUAUUACAUUGAAUGAUGACGCCGUUCGAUUAUUAAAAAAAAAAAAAAUCAGCCGUUUAAAAAAUAUCUGAGAAUUGGGUCAGUGCACGAGGCGGGACAGACGGGUUCAGAAUGCGUCCUCUCCGCUCCAGACCUUUUUGAAUAAGCAAGCAUGUGAACCUUCAGGGCCCUGCCGCAGUUCUCUUUCCUAAGGAGCACACAGUCUGACAAUGUCGAGUCGCCGGAAAUCCACCACACCAUGCAUGGUGCUGCCUUCUGAUGUGUUAGAGCCGGAGACCGCAGAGGACAAAACAGAUCGGGUGAAGGAGAAAGAGGCAAACGAUGAAGACAAAGAGGAGAAAGUGAAGGAAGCAAAAGAGCUAGGCUCCACUUCAGAGGAGCAUGGUCAGGUUGUAGUGGUUGUUCCCACUCCACCUGCUGCCGAUGAGGUGAGUGUCUCCGCUGUAGAAUGCAAUGAAGAGGCUGACUGUACGUUGAGGAGCGGAACUGCAGAUCCUCCCGAGGAUUCAAGUGCCGAUCCGUCUCUCCAAGAGCAGCAGAAGGAUUCACCUGGGGGAGGAGGAGGAGGAGGAGGAGCAGACCCCGCUGCCAUGUCCGCCAUUUCUCUCAGUAAAACUCCAAUUAUGAGGUUGAGGACCAAAUCAGAACCCAAGAGAAUCGCAGUGUCCCUGAAGUCUGUCGAUGAGAUUGCAGAGGGUUUGGCGGCAGCGGAUGAGAGGGAGCUGGGUGGAGAGCUGGAACCAAUAGAAGCCCCUCUGGGACCCAUGACACCCGUGGAAAUGUUUCUGCACGACUCAGUGAAGUUCGGGGGAGGCAGCUUCCUGUUCAGUCCACCAUCAGAACAGCAGAGAAAAUCGUCGGUUUUAAACCCCACCGUUGUGCCUGCUGGCCUGGCACAGGUCCUUUCUGCGUUUCAGGCCCAACAAAGUGCAGCAGCAACAUCUCAUCCUCAGCUGCUGAUUCCUGUUAGCAGCAUCCCCUCCUACAGUGCAGCCAUGGACACCAACCCCCUCCUCUGCAGUGCUUACAAGAAGUUUCCCUACCCCUCCAUGGCAGAAAUCCGCAACCUGGCAGCACAGACACAGUUCACAGAGGAACAGAUAAAGGUGUGGUUGUCAGCCCAACGACUGAAGCACGGCGUGAGCUGGACUCCAGAGGAAGUCGAGGAGGCCAGGAGGAAACAGUUCAACGGAACGGUCCACACCGUGCCUCAGACUAUCACCGUCAUACCUGCACACCAGCUGUCAGCUGCUGCUAAUGGACUGCAGUCCAUCCUGCAGACCUGCCAGAUAGUUGGCCAGCCUGGCCUCAUGUUCACACAGGUUUGUCCAGGUGGACCUCUUCCAGUGACUAAUCCUAUCACCCUGACCGUGACGGGACUGCCCACUCAGUCCCAGAGCGCCACCAAAUCUUGUCAGCCUUCUCCAGCAAACAGCGAACUGAAACGGGCUACCACGAUCCAGCCUCCAUCUCUGUCUCCUCAGGAGAACUCGGCACUCAGUGCUGAUAACUUCAACAUGCGACCUAAGAAAUCCAAAGAGCAGCUGGGAGAGCUGAAGGCCAGCUACAUGAAAAACCACUUUGUUACAGAUGCAGAAAUUGCCCGCUUGAUGAAAAUUACCAACCUGACAAAGGGGGAGAUCAAAAAGUGGUUCAGCGACACCCGAUACAACCAGCGCAACUCCAAAAACAGUCAUGUCAUCAUUUUCCACGACGGAGGGCCGAGAGAAGGUAGCAGCUUUAGCAGUGCUGCCAACACCCCAAUAGUUAUCGACUCAAGCGAUGAAACGCCAGCUUCUCCUCAUCCUCCACACACUCCUCCUGUCAAGGAAAAAGAGUCACGGCCCAAAACAUGGAACCCUUUUCCCGACUUCACACUACAGAAGUUUAAGGAGAAGACUCCAGAGCAGCUUGUGGUGCUGGAGGAAAGUUUUGAGAGAAGCAGCACUCCGACCGACGAGGAGCUGAGUCGACUCAGGACGGAGACAAAACUGACAAGAAGGGAGAUUGACGCCUGGUUCAGCGAGAGGCGAAAAGUUCCAUCUGCAAGUUCUUCGUUCCCAGACUCCGGGAGAGGGAAAGGGAAGACGGACGCUACAAAGACAGGAGAGGCAGAGGAAGCAGAUUCAUAUUCCCCCUCUGCCUCCUCAUCUCGAAAGGACAGCCAAACUCCUCCAGGAAGUUGCAGCAAGAGGCCGCCUGGGUGCAGCAAGAAAGAAAUGAGAGAUAAAACGAAAAAGACUCCGGAGCAGCUCCAUAUUCUAAAAUGUGCCUUUGUGCGGACCCAGUGGCCCACCCCAGAGGAGUACGACCAGCUGUCGGAGGAGAGUGGCCUUCCUCGACCCUACAUCGUCAGCUGGUUUGGGGACUCGCGGUACUCCUGGAAAAACGGAAACCUGAAGUGGUUCUUUCAGUACCAAAGCGGCAGCGUGGAGAGGCCGAGCAGCGGGAGCGGCAGUAAACCGGGAGGGGCUGGCGGGGGUCGCAAAAGACGUGGGCGAAACCGUGGUUGGGGCCGAUCCCGGAGCAGGAAGCAGCCAAAGAGAUCCAGCCAUUCAAGUGCAGAUUAUAAAUGCCCCCUGUCUAAAAAAUUCAAGACCGGGAAGGACUUUUUAAAGGAUUACUACUUAAAACACCACUUUCUCAAUGAGCAGGAUCUGGAUGAGCUCGUCACCAAGACUAACAUGAGCUACGAACAGGUGAGGGAGUGGUUCGCUGAGGUCCAGAAACGCUUGGAUAUGGGCGCCGACCCCUUCAUGGAGCUGGCCUCGGGGCGAGCAGACGGAGACAAAAGAGGGGAGCUAGGCGAGACAUCAGCGCCCACCGAGGAGCGGAUAAGCCCGGGGAUGGGAGAUGAAGAUGACGACGAUGAUGCUGAAGAGGAUGACGGUGAGGACACGGACGACAGCGAGGUUUGGGAGCCGUCGCGUAGCGUCAAGAAGUCCUUGUCCGUUUCAGAAGACUAGUGAGAACGGAAGGCAGGUUGGAACUUGAAUGUUACAAGAGGAGAUCUGCAUUAAUUCAUGCUGGAAGACUUUUAGCUAAACCAAUCGUGUUUUAUUUCCCUCCUAAUAGGCUUGUCUGUCACCUUAAAUAUUCCUAAUUUGAUUGUUUUUUUUAAACAUGUCUCUGUGACUAAAUAAGUGGACUAUUAGCUUUAGCUCACUCUUUCAGUACUUUUACUAAAAGUUAGAAAGUCUGAUGAAAGUUGGCUUGUGUUACACAAAGUGUUGUCAAAGUUCACCAUUCACAGUCUUUAAGAUGAACCGAUGACAAAAAAACUCUUCAGAUCAAAUAAUUACCCCAAACUAAAUAAUCCAUCCAUUCAUUCAUCACUCUGAAGAGGUGAUGGAUCCUGUGAGGAGUUUACCGUUUGCGCGUCCUCCUCAGAUUUACCUGUCUUGCUGGAUUCAACCUGAAAGGGUGUGGUUAUUUAUGUGUUUGUGUUAGGAGUGUUCUAAUGUUACAAGUAAGUUGAGAUUCGAACGUAAUGAAUGUCUCACCACGCGUUCUGCACGAAACCACUGAAAAAGGACUUUCAAAAGUGACAAGCGUGUCAACCGUUUGAGAUCCCUGCUGAGCAGCGUCCACAAGGACGGCGUCAAAUAUCCGAUAGUGGAUGUUUGUUGUUUUGUUUAUGUUUAUUUCUAGCACCUUUAAAGUGAUCUCAAGUGCCAGAUAAUGCAAAUCAGAAGAUUUUUGAGCAUUGUUUGAUGUGAAAAACGGAGGCCUACAGUUGUGCUUUUAAGUAGUAAUAUGAACCCUGCUCAUCCCUCGGUGAUAAUGAUUUAUAAAUGAUCUGAUUUGAUUAUGCACAGGUUUUAAACGUGAUGUGCCACAUGAUCUUCUGCAGAUUUAAAGACAAUAGACCUGUUGUGCCAAAGCACUGCACAAUGACUAAUGUCCACUGCUAGAUGGACACCGUUUUCACAGAAAGCAGUAUUGAAGUCGCAGACCAAACUCUGUAAACGACAGCUCCAGCUGCAGAUCCAGGGCAGAUGUGGAUAAAAAAAAAAUUCUGAAUCAAAACCCUUGUCGUUUUAAAGCAUUUUAAAUUAAAAUGUGAUUCUGCACUGGAAAAAAAAUCAUAGGAAGCACCUCAAUCCAAAAGAAAAAUGCACUUUGUCCACUUUUAAAAUGAGUGGAAUAAAUCCUGAUUAGCCACCUUACUCUCAUUAAACCAUGAAAUGGCUCUGAGAGACCAAAACACACUGAACCAUUGUUUGGCCUUUUUUUUUACUUGAUCAUCAAUGGAUGUUUAUUGAAAAGAACAAUCUGUUGUACAAAUUUCAUCUUUUGUAACCCCAUUAUUGACAAAAGGCUGCUCUUUUAAUGUAAAAAAUGAGACUUGAUCUUUUCCUUAAAAUGACUGGAAUUUGUCUUUGGUCUUGUUUUGUGACACAAAUGGUACAGCACCUUCCCAAAAACCAAUUUCUGUAAAUGUUAUCAAUGCCUUGUCCUCUACAAUUGCCUGCAACAACAACAGACUGACAUGCAGACAUGCUUUUAUAGUUAGGAU